Molecule: messenger RNA, 6018 nt
Organism: Dromiciops gliroides (monito del monte)
Lineage: Eukaryota; Metazoa; Chordata; Mammalia; Microbiotheria; Microbiotheriidae
Product: zinc finger protein 2 homolog
Exons: 2
Coding region: 468-1463 (331 amino acids)
Biological process (GO): regulation of transcription by RNA polymerase II
Molecular function (GO): RNA polymerase II cis-regulatory region sequence-specific DNA binding; DNA-binding transcription factor activity, RNA polymerase II-specific
Source: RefSeq, a predicted model, not a curated record
CUCGGAUUCUCGCGGUGCUUGGCUCCCUGACGCCCUGGUCGUGGUCGCCGCCGCCGCCGCCGCGGGAGUUCGCUCGCUGGGUCCGGGCCUGAGGAGAGGCCGCCGCCCCCUGGGAGCGGAGAUUUGGAGACUAGACCUAAAACCAAGGAGUCCAUUUCAAGUUUGGCAUUUCCCUGAAGAACCAUCCUGGGAAAGAAUCAGACUUCCCUGUGUCUCCAAAUUGGAAGGAAGUUUCAGGUUAUAGAGGCUGCAAAGCAACAAGGAAAAACAUAUUUGGCAAAUAAGUCAGCCAAAGGAAACCUUUUUGAAGAGAAGAAAUAAAGUAGAAUCUUCGGUGUGGGGCCAGUCCUUUGUCUACAACACAGAGUGUCUUUUAGAGACAAUCUCCACAAAUAUGAUACACAAAGAACUCUAGAUUAUUUAGACAGUUAAAAAAAAACCCAAACUACAAUCAAACCAACUCAAAAAUGAUAUUUUCCAAGUAUAACGACUGUGGGAAAUCCUUCAGUUAUAAUUCAGACCUUAUUGACUAUCAUAGUCUAAAUACUGAAAAGAAACCUUUUGAAUGUGGGAAAGCCUUCCAAUGGAGAACUCAGCUUAGUCAACAUCAGAAAAUUCAUACUAAAGAGAAGCAUUAUGAAUGUGAUGAAUGUGGGAAGGCUUUCUACAAGAGGACACAACUUACUCAACAUUGGAGAAUCCACACUGGAGAGAAACCUUAUGAAUGUACUGAGUGUGGGAAGACCUUUCGACAGAGUGCCCAUCUUACUCGCCAUCAGAGAAUUCAUACUGGAGAGAAACCUUAUGAAUGCAGUGAAUGUGGAAGGGCCUUCAAUCACAGCUCAUCCCUUGCUUCCCAUCAGAGAAUUCAUACUGGAGAGAAACCUUAUGAAUGUAGUGAAUGUGGAAGGGCCUUCAACCACAGCGCAUCUCUUGCUGCCCAUCAGAGAAUACAUACUGGAGAGAAACCUUAUGAGUGUAAUGAAUGUGGCAAGGCCUUCCGCCAGAGCACAGAACUUACUCGACAUCAGAAAGUUCAUACAGGAGAGAUCUAUGUGUGUAAUGAAUGUGGAAAGGCUUUCCACCAGAACUCACAGCUUAUAUGCCACCAGAGAAUUCAUACUGGAGAGAAACCUUAUGAGUGUAAUGAAUGUGGGAAGACCUUCAACUAUAACUCAUCCCUUGCUGCCCAUCAGAGAAUUCAUACCGGAGAGAAACCUCAUGCAUGUCGUGAAUGUGGGAAGGCCUUUUGCAAGAGGACACAUCUUAUUCAACAUGAGAGAAUUCAUACCGGAGAGAAACCUUAUGAAUGUCAUGAGUGUGGGAUGUGUUUCCGCCAGAGUGCCCAGCUUAGUCGCCAUCAGAAAAUUCAUACGGGAGAGAAACCUUUUGAAUGUAGUGAAUGUGGGAGGUGCUUCCGCUUGAGUGCUGGUCUAACCAGACAUCAGAGGCUGCAUAAUUGAAAGGAACUUGGAGGGAGCAUUUGCUCCAGAGCAGACACCUUACUCAACACCAGUUCUUAGUGAAGAGAAAAACCUGAUAAAUGGAAUGGGGUUUUUUUCCCCCUUUAAAAAUUAUUGAUACAUCUUCUUUUCACAAUAGAUCUGUCCUGACAAAUACCUAAAUACCCUUCUAACAUACAUUCUCAAAAGGUUUUCACUUGUUAACAAAAGGAGAGAUUUGUGUUUAUAUUUUAUAUAUCAUCUUACUAACACUGACUGCUGUAUUUGACAAAGGUUUUGUUUUCCUCUCAGUGCUAAUUUUAUUUACAUCGUUGAGGUAUUUAUGUCUAUCGGUGCUUUGACUCACUCGGCUUUCCUUACUCUGCCACUCUUCAAGCACAUUUUCCCAAGUUUCUUCCAGUUAAUCUUUGUUAUCACUUGCAGCCCAGUAAUAUUCCUCAGUAUUUUUAUAUUACAGUUUGUUCAGUCAUUCCCCAAGCACUGGGGAUGUAUUUUGUUUCAAACUUUUGUUACCACACAUUAUAUAGUUCAGAACAUGUUUAUUCAUAUUGGUCCUGUCAGUAUCUUCCUUGAGGAUGGUUCCAGUAGUGGCAUCUGGGGUUAAAGAGGUAUCAGCAAUUUAGUAAGUUUUCUUACCGAUUCUUCCUUAUUUGCAGAAGUGGUUGAGUUCAUUGGCAACUCCACGCAACAUGCUUGCCUUGUGACCUCUCCAACAGUAAGUUAGUUGUCCCAUCUUUUCUCACUUGAUACAUGAAAAGCAAUAUUUCAGGUAGUUCUCAUUUCAGUUUGUCUGAUUACAAGGGUCUCUUAAACAUUUUUUUCAAGUACUUGAGCAUUUUUAUUUCUUUUGAAAGUUUUUCUUAUGCUUUGACCACUUGUCCUUUGGGAACAAGUGUUAACUUGUUCCCAACAUAUGGCAGUUCCCUUUUGGUUUUAAUGUUAGACUGCUCUUAGAUAAAUUUAAUGCAAAGACUUUUCAGCUAUGAUCUUUUCUUUUGAGUCUAGCUGCAUUGAUUUUUAUUCGUGCAAAACCUUUUUAGCUUUACAUAAUCCUAAUUGUGUUUUUCCUUUUGUGACCUAUCCUGUGACUGAUAAAUAAUUUCCCUCUUUCCAUAGUUGUGAAAUAAGUAGGCUUCUUCAAUUCUCCUUUAGUCUAGGUGGUAUUGUUUUUUAAUGGUGUGACUUUUCAUAUUUGGGUCAUAUCCACUGGGAAUUCUUUGUGGAAUUUGGCAUAGCAGGCACUUUGUUUUAAAUCAUACUGCUUUCCAUUUUUCCUCAAUAUCUCUUCAUAUGGUUCCUUUCCCAGUAGUUUAUGUACUUUUUAGUUUACCAAAUUCUACUAUAUACAUUUAUUCCUAGGUCUUACUCAUCUAUUCUGUCUCACUGAUCUGCUUUUCUAUAUAUUGUCCAGUACCAGAUUGUUUCAUGAAUUACUGCUUUGAAAUGGACAUAAAUCCUUCAUAUAUUUGCCUCAUAUACUUUGAGAUUUGAUAAUGUCAAUCCUCCUUUAAUCCUAUUGUUUUCAUUUAAAUUCCUUUUCACGAAAUGAUUACAUUUGUAAAAUUUCUCUCUCCACUAUGAACAGACAUUGCUUUUAUAGUUUUCAUAGAGAAGCCUGGAGGCUGGAUAGAAAAAAAUUAGUAACCAAGACAACCAAUAACGUCAGUAAAGUAGCUGGAUACAAAAGAAAUCCAUUGAAUUCAUCAGCUUUUAUGUGUGUUAAUAAAAGUCGGGAGAAGAGAUUGGCAAAGGAAUUCUAUUCAAGAUCAGAUAACUAGGGGUUAAGCUACAAAGACACACACAAGGACUUAUAAAAAAAUAGAAGUACAAGACUUUUUAUCGGAAUAAAAGAGGAUCUGGAUGGUUGCAGAGAAAUUCAGUGUUCUUGUAAAGCCUAUGCCAGUGUAAUCGCAAUGAAGUAAUAGCCAAGUUUCAGGUGUGGUGAUAUGCCAACUACUUAAGGGAUACUUUUAGACUUAGACAAAUUAAAUCCAUCUGUAAGACAAAAGGUCAAAAAUAUCAAGGAAUAUCUGGAAAAUAAUAAAAAUGUAACAUUGGGGUAAUAUGCCCUUUAGAAAAAUUCAUUGGCACCUGCACUGAAAUUGAACUCUGGCAGUUGACAGACAUCUAUGGUGACAUUUCUGCCUAGAAGAAUCUUCCUGUACUUUAAGACUGAAAGGCGAAUUAUGAAGAACCUCACGAUUUGUUUCCUAGGAACAUGAAUGCAAAUUAGAUGAUACCUGGACCUUUGGGGAACUUAUACAACACGGGUUUCUGAGAGUGAGUGAGUGGUUGGAGGAUCUUGCUUAUUGAUUUAAUGAUUUUGAUUUCCUCUCCUCUGUCUUCUCUAGAUCAGUGCAGCCUAUGUUAUGCUCCUAUUUCACUAUAGCUGUUAUAUGUCUUAUUGAUUUUUUGGUUUAAUGGUUAUGUCUUAGAGUGUGAAAUUAGAAUUCGGAAGACCUGACCUGGGAUUCUAGUUCUGUAAGUCCUGGUAAGAACCUGUCUAUGCCUCAUUUUCUUCAUGUGUGCAAUGACGAGAUUUGGUUACAUAACCUAAGAGGCUCUUUCCAACUAUAAAUCUGUGAUCUGAUGAAUGAGAUAUGGGCAUAGAAAUAGAAACUUAUGGAAGAGGAGAAAAGUGGAGAAAACUUUAGAUACAGUAAAAAGUUGAAUAAGGACAAAGGAUGCAUCAUUUAAUUAAUCACAUGCUCUGCUCUAGCUUCAAACCAACUAGGUGCUAGCUACUAGCUAAUGUUGAUCUAGAGAUAUAUUUAACCAAGUUCAUAUAGGUAGUUUGCUGUUUAUUAAAAUGAUUGAAAACAUCAGCCUCACUAUGUAGGAUAGAACACAUUGGGCCAGGUUGCAUCUUGUGAUUUGCUUAUACCCCUAUUUCACUGUGGAAUUAGGCACUCUAUUCCACAUACUACUGGGUUAAUAAUAGUCUCACUAACAGGAGAAGGCCAGAAUGGUACCAGAAAUCACUGAUGUGAUGAACCACUCAUUCAGAAUGGGAUACAGCUGCAGGUUGCUUCCAGCAGUACAUGGAGAAGACAUUUUGAAGCUCUGAUGAUUGUUCUGAAUAACACGACUGGUACUGACUGCCAUCUGGGAGCAGGGGGAAGAGCUGGAAAAGUGACCUAGGGAUGAUGGUGAUUCUAUUUUUCUUGGAAGAACUUCUUGUUUUCUCUCACUUGAAAGGGGCACUAAUUUAUAUAACCACAGGUUUCUGCAUGGUAUGGAGAUAAAUUGAAUUCAAUGACAAUUCAGGAGCUAAGCUUUACCCAGGAGCAAAGCAAAAUUAAAAGAAUUUAGGCUCAAAAAAAAUAUAAAAGAUUAGUCUGUAAUUCAUUGGCACCAUGAGAGCGCCUUCUUCCUUCAGAGUAAACUUGUUGGUUUUUAAAAAAGAAUGCACCCGGGGGCAGCUAGGUGGAACGGUGGAUAGGAGGACCUGAGUUCAAAUCCAGCCUCAGACACUUGACACUUACUAGCUGUGUGGCCCUGGGCAAGUCACUUAACCCCAAUUGCCUUAUUCUCCCCCCCCCCCCAAAAAAAAGGAUGCACCCAACUGCUCCAUAAUAUUUGUGCACUUAUCUAACUUGUGUCUGUAGAAACAAAUGGCUGCAAUGCCAAGACUGAAAACGAAAGGGAAGGAUAUGCUAGAAAAGAGAAUAAAAAUGCUUAAGGCUCUGUGAGGUUGGGGAAAGCAAAGAAGAGAAAGGGAGUUUAUCUCUAAAACCAACUCAGAAAUUGCUAUACUUCCCAAAUUUCUGUGAUAUUUUUUCUUCCUGUUUUUCCCUUGGUUACAUCGAGUGUUUUCAUAGCUCUUUGGGCCGGUAGCAUCUUUCCUUGGAACACCAUCCUGGUUUUCCUGAAAAUGGAGUUUUCUUAUUCCCCUGGCCCCAGAGCCUAUAUCUAAGUGGCACCAGGAUUGGCUGCCAGAGGCCUUUAGAUUACUGGGCAGCAGCCACGGGGCUAGCUCCCCGGGACCUGAGAGGGCUGGCCAGUUGCUAUGAUUUCUCCUCUCGAUAUUUUGUUUAAGUAGCAAUGACAGCCAUAGUGCUGUCAGUAGCCCGGGCUUCCCUAAUACUCUAUUACCGCUAUAAGACAUGAGUGUGGAAUGCCAAGGAGUGAACCAUGGAGGACAGCAGUCAUUGGCCAAUUCCAGUACUGACUCUUUGCCUUCUGUGUAGUAGACACAGACCGCAUACCUCACGGGCCCCUCAAGUAGGUCAUGGCUUUCCCACCAGAAAUAGGGAACGCAUCAGCCACUUAGCCUGAUCUGUGCAAGGCCAGCCACAGGGCCCAGGGUCCAGGGUCCCUGGACUCUUGGACCCUGUGGGAAGUAGCUUCAGUGAAAAAAGGGUUCAGAACAAACUCACCUUUGUCAAUAUUGUCUUCCCAUCCCAUCUCAUCAGUGGCGUGGGAGCAGUGGUCUUGAGUCAUUCCGCAUGCUUGGAGAUUGAUCAGGCAUUAUCAGUGGGGCUGCGUUCACUGUUGAUGGAACUGCUGGUUGAUACCUAGUCCUGCCUGCAAUAAACCACACUUCAUGCAGUAA